Porites evermanni is the source of this 1712-nucleotide messenger RNA. The record is from the annotation of a GenBank genome assembly. Lineage: Eukaryota; Metazoa; Cnidaria; Anthozoa; Scleractinia; Poritidae.
UUCUUAAUGUAACUAGAUUUGCUGUUCCAUUUUCAGCUCUGGUGGGAAUUGCUUUUGUCUACGUCUUUGAAACCGUUCAUUUUACCCAGGUGAGCGUUCAACAGUCCGCAGAAGUGGAGAGCUUAAUGACUUCUGUAGAACGAGUGAUGGCCAUUUUCAAGAUUAACCCUGAACCAGGUUACAAGACAGCAUCCACAAUAACCGGGCAGUGGCCAACAAAUGGCCAAAUAACGUUCACGGGCGUAUCCCUGAGGUACUAUCCUGAGGGUGCAAAAGUAUUAGACAACUUAAACUUGAGCAUUGAUGGACAAUCAAAGACUGGAAUCGUAGGAAGGACAGGAUCCGGCAAAUCAAGUAUCAUAGCUGCGCUCAUGCGCAUGCCCGAGGCUGAAGGAACAAUCACAAUAGAUGGAGUGAAGCUGAAUGAUUUGAACGUUCAACAGUCUCGAAGGUGCAUUUCUGUGCUAAGACAAGAUCCUGUUGUUUUCAGUGGGACUAUCCGGAAGAACCUCGAUCCACUGGGAAAGCACAGUGAUGCUGUUUUAUGGGCAGCGUUAGAAGCUGUGCAGCUGAAGCAGUUAGUAGAGACUUUGCAAGGCAAGCUAUCUUACACACUAACUAAUAGUGGAAUGAAUCUCAGUGUAGGAGAAAAGCAGUUACUUUGCCUCGCUCGAGUUAUGCUACGGGGGAGUAAAAUCGUCAUUUUAGAUGAGCCUACAGCUCAUGUGGACCCCAAAACGGAGCACAUCAUUCAAGAAACAAUCAGAGAUAAACUAAAGAAUUCAACUGUGAUUAUGAUCUCGCAUCGAGUCAGGUCCAUUGAACACUGUGACAAAAUAGUGGCCUUGAAAGACGGCCAUCUGAUCGACGAACCGUAACAAUCAUGACGGUGACCGCAUAUGAGCUUUUAAAAUAAAAGGCCAUUGAACGUAUCAGAGACUCCCAAUUCCACAAGAAUGUUGUCAUGAGCCCCCAUAAGAGAUUCAAGCCCAUCAUUCGAUGGAACACCGCAGUAUUGUUGUGUAAAAGACGACAAAGACCGCAGUCACGUGCAGGAGACUUGAUGAAAGUGAAGAGUAAGGCAUUAUGGGAAAGACAGCUGCUGGCAGCCGUUAUUUAUUUCUUGGAAUUCCACGUUGCAAGAGACGCCUGGGUACUAGAUAGAAAACUUGGCAAGAUGGUCUCCUGACUCCACCCUAAUAGAAAUUACACGUCCACUUCAAAUCACGAAACAUCUCCACAAUGUGUUAACAGUUUGUACAUGAACCUAACCCACAAACACGAUCACCUUGCAAAACCGUAUGACAAGGAUGUGAUUUCAUUGAUUUGCCCCAGUGCCCUAAUGUUCUUUUAUUGAACACUGGCUACACUGAGUACAUGUAUCUCCAGUAAAAGAUUUGUAUACAUUAGUUUCAAAAGCAUCUUUUUUGAACUAACAGAACAAAGGACCUAUACUGUACGUUCCCAAUGGGUAUACAGAAUCAUUUAACGUUUCGACGGGCACGUUUAUGGGGUAGAUCAAACAAACUUGUUCAGGAAUCGUCUAGUUUUAUGAAACAUUUUUAAAAAAUAUAUAUAUUUAUAUAUUUACUUUUAACUAUUUAUCACGCUGAGGCUCUUUUGUACAUAUGUGUAUAAACAAAUUUUAAGAUAUGUAAAUUUGAAAGGCAUAUAGGAAAACAGCAUUUGGUUAAACGUUUUUUCUUACCGAC